AUGAUUGCGUCAACGGCACCCCGACUCCGUCCGCUGCUAGCAGCGGCAUUCGUGACAUUAAUUGUCUCUGCCCGCGUGCUCUCCGCGUUCAGGCUGGAAUAUGACGGGAUGGUUCUCCUGGACCUCAAGGACGCGGUGGGCGCAACUUUCCUCACCUCGUGGGACCCCGCAACGUCCGUAUGCGGCGGCACGUGGAGAGGCGUCUUCUGCGGCGACGACGGCGCCACCGUUGCGUCGCUCAGGAUAUCGCCGUGCGCUGAAUGGCCGCCGACGCCCAAGAUCGAGGCCUCCUUGGAGACCGCCAUCUCGCGGAUUCAGAAGCUCGGAAAUCUCGUCUCUCUCGACCUGUCGUGCAACAGCUUUACUGGGGGGAUUUCCACGACGCUCACUACCCUACCAAAGCUCAAGAUACUGCGCCUCGGCAGCAACAACCAAUUGGGGGGAGUCAUUCCCAAGAAUCUCCUCGCCAUGUCCUCGCUCGAGUACCUGGACGUCUCCAACACGAACCUCGAAGGCAACUUGCCACCCGAGAACGAGGCGUACGCAUCGCCGCUCUCGUACCUCGACCUAUCAUACAACCAUCUUGCGCUCGACCUUCCGAUGGCGAUGAGCGCGCUGUCAAACCUCCGCCACCUCAACCUGCGCGCGAAUGGUUUCAACCACUCCGACACGCCAACCGCGCUUUUGUACAUGAGCCUCCUCACCUUCCUCGACCUUUCCUACAAUCGUUUCGCCUUCGAACUGCCGUCGGGGUUCGGGUUCAACGUGUCCAGCCUCCGGCACCUGGCGGCCGGCAACAACCAGCUAGCCGGCAGCGUUCCGGAGUCCUUAACGCAGCUGACAGCGCUCACGCUCCUCGACCUCGGCUACAACGCCCUCUCCGGCUCCCUCCCGUCCGCGCUUCUGAGUCCCCCGCGUCUCGACAAAGCGAACCUGGGGCACAACUCCCUGGCGGGGAGUUUCCCCGCUGGCACGGCCUCGAGCAGGCUGGCCUUCCUCGACAUUUCCGCGAACGAACUUCGCGGCGCGUUGCCGAAGCACCUAGCCAGCAGCAAGUACCUAGGGAUCCUAGACCUGAGCCACAACCGGUUCACCGGUGCCAUUCCCCCCGAGUGGAGCGCGCUCGUCAAUCUCGGAAUCGUCAACCUGGGGUAUAACGACCUCACCGGGCGCAUUCCUGCGUUCCAGGCGCUCACCAGCCUCUAUAGCUUCUACGCGCCGCACAACCGCCUGUCCGGAUCGUCGGCCGGCGCGUUCGCGGCGCGCGGCGACAGGACGCUGCAAUUCUUCCUGGACCUGAGCUACAACCACGUGAGCGGCGACCUGCGACAGCUGGCGUCGCUCUUCAACUUCAUGAUUGUCAACCUGUCGCACAACGACCUGCGCGGCUCCAUUCCGGCGCGCAUGUUCCAAAACGUGCCCAUGUACAUGCUGGACAUGAGCUAUAACAACCUGAAAGGCGGCUUGAACGAAUUCAUGGCGCUCACCGACCUCGUCAGCUUGAACCUCGCCAAGAACCGUCUUUCCGGGUCGAUUCCCAGCCAGAUUAGCGACCUCUCGCGGCUGCAGCAGCUCGUGCUGGCGCGCAACGCGCUGUCCGGGAGCGUGCCCGAGCCCGUGACGGCUAGCAAGGGGCUGGUGAAGCUGGACCUGAGCAGCAACAGGCUGUCGGGUGAGUGCGUGACAUGCAUGGCACCAGCAGCCCCCCGUUUCCCUCCCCAUACAUUCGUCCAUUCCCCUCUCUUCCUCCAACCGCCAGGCAAGUUCCCUCCGAUCAGCAAGUGUCCCGAGGAGCUGGUUUUGGCGAGCAACGGAUUCACCGACGAGCUUCCCAGCAUGGACUCGUGCGCGGGCGUGGCGGAGCGCAUCGACCUCUCCUACAACCAGCUGUCGGGCGCCAUCCCCACCGUUCUCUCGCAAUUUUCCGUCCUCACGCACCUGUCGCUCUCGCACAACGCCCUCAACGACACCAUUCCCGAGGGAAUCGCGAAUCUGCGGAGCCUGCGCAUGCUGGACCUUUCCUGGAACCUGCUUGAAGGAUCUAUUCCCACCGCGCUUGGGCUGUCCGAGGCGCUACAAGAGGUGUAUCUUGCAGGGAACCAGCUCGAGGGGGCCAUUCCUGACGCCAUGGUCAAUUACCCUGAGUCUUCGUUCCUCCCCGAGAAUUACUUGCUGUGCGGCGAACCUGUAAAGCAGUGCCUUGAGGACUUUGUGGUAUUCUAG
This is a messenger RNA of Closterium sp. Yama58-4, 2223 nucleotides long. The record is from the annotation of a GenBank genome assembly. NCBI's taxonomy places the organism in Eukaryota, Viridiplantae, Streptophyta, Zygnematophyceae, Desmidiales, Closteriaceae.